GGCGCUCUCUCCCCUUUCGAAAUGGGGAAGGAGGGGUAGCUGAGGGGGGAGGGGGCACACGUGGGGCAAUGUUCAGGUGUGAGCGUUGGCCUUGAGUUAGACAGGAGUCGGCAGCCGGACAGCGUGGCAGGCAUUGAGCAGGUCGGUGCUCUGUAAAAGGGGCCCCUGACCGCAAACCAUGGACAAAACAUAUUAGGAUCAUCCCCCCCCCGGCAAAGCAAACAGACCAGGACGACAGCCAGCAAAGCAACAACAACAAAAAAAAAAUCCUAAAAGAAAACAAAAAAAAAAAAGAAACGUGAAGAAUGGUUGCAGAGGAAGUCAUAAUUACUUUAUCAGGUGGUGCGCCAUGGGGCUUUCGUCUCCAGGGAGGAGCUGAACAUCAGAAGCCGCUGCAGGUGGCAAAGGUGAGGAAGCGUAGCAAAGCCUGCAGAGCUGGGCUUCAGGAAGCUGAUGAGUUGGUAUCAAUCAAUGACCAGCCGUGUGGGACGUUAUCUCACGCUCAGGCCAUGAACCUCAUCGACAGCUCCCCGGGGAUUCUUCAUAUUCGUGUCAAAAGAGCUCCUGUAGGUUUCCAGUCAGUCGUACUUGUGACACGUGCGCCAUCUCCUCGCAUUGACAAAGAAUACAGAGCCGCCCUGCGUGCCAUGUCUCCCACCCAGCCUCAGCACGCACCUGUCCGCGAGGUUCACCGGAGCCGCUCGUCUCUGACCAGCGGGCUGACAUCUCCGCCCGGGAGCGAGGCUUACUACGGCGAGACAGACAGCGAUGCAGACGUGGCCGGCUAUGAACGGCAACGCCGCCAGAAACGACGAAGUCCAAGUAAUUCGGUCCCCGCCAAACCCACGGGCCGAGCGUCUCCUGAGGGAGGGGAGACGUCAGAGAUGAGCGGCUAUGAUAGUGCUCCUGAUGCGCACAUUUAUCAUCCAAUAUUAGAAGGACGAAAAGCAAAUGGAGGUGGAGGAAAUGGGUUACCGGGGGUGGCACGCAGGGAGGUCGUUUAUCAGCCUCCAGGGCCAGGUAUGUGGUCAUCUCAGACCUCCACCGAGACGUCGUCCAUUAUCUCCUCAGCAGACGACCAGGGACCACGGGACGGGGUCCAAGAAGAUGACAGUGGUUUCCUUGAGCCAGCAAAUGUGCCGUUAGUGUCUCCGGAGAGGGCCAAAGAGGCUCUGAUGCUCGGCUCCAGGAGUCAGCUCGUGCCAAUGGUGGGGCCACUUAGCAAACCUGUAGAUGAGGAGCUUUCCAAAACAUACAUGGAAAAAGCAAAGCAAGCAAAACUGAACAGAGGGGACACAGCGCAAGACAAAAAUGUAAAAGAAGCCAAAAGCAAGUGUCGAACUAUUGCAUCUCUACUGACUGAUGCCCCUAAUCCACAUUCUAAAGGUGUGCUCAUGUUCAAGAAGAGACGCCAGCGCUCCAAAAAAUACACCUUAACCAGCUUUGGCAGUGUUGACGAGGAUCGAUGUCAUGACUCGCAGGAAGAGGAUGGAGUGUUCCCCGGUAGCGAGUCAGAGUUUGAUGAAGAUGGGUUCUCCUCAGUUCCUGAUCCAACAUGGGACAGUGAUUAUAUAGAUAUGUUAGAGAAAAGGGCCACAGCGGGAACAGAGGGGCGUGGAGACGGGGCGGAAGAUGCUCCAAGUCCAGGGUUGAGUGACAUAUCAGGAAAGGGGGCACAGCUGUUUGAGCAGCAGAGAAAGAGAGCUGUGGAGCACGCCAAGAAGAUAGAAGCGGCACAACAGCAGGUCUCUCCUCAGCCGCAGGUCCAGGAGCAGCCGGAAAUACAUCAGGUGAGCACGGUUAUGUCUCCACAAAUGCACGCGCAUCAACCACAGCCAAUGAUGUCAUCCGGCCCACCCAUGAUGUCGUCUGGCCCACCGAUGAUGUCGUCUGGCCCACCUAUGAUGUCGUCUGGUCCACCAAUGAUGUCGUCUGGUCCACCAAUGAUGUCGUCUGGUCCACCAAUGAUGUCGUCUGGUCAACUUGGGGUCCAGCAGGUGUCACAACCUGUAACCUCUCCAGCUAAAGCUCCAGUUUAUACAAUAAAUCUCAUGGCUUCUCCACCUGUAGCACCAAAACCAAGCACUGCUCCUAUAACCGUUCUUGGUACCCCAGAACCCCCCAGUGAGACCCCGUUACCAGAACAACCAGCGAGCAGUGUGCUGAACCGAACAGCGCGUCCAUUCACACCAGGAUUCAUCAGUAUCCGAGCUUCAACCGCGCCAGUACCCUUCCGACCACCUGUCACCAAAACGAGCCAGAGGCCAGCCUCAGCUGCUGUGAUGGCACCUUUUCCAACAACCUCGGAGGUUAGUGUUCAUGUUCCACCACCAAUGUCACAGUUACCCUCUGUACCCCCAUCUGUAAUUCCCCCACACGGACCACCCAGCAUGCCUUUGGCUCCAGAAAUUCCCGCAGCUCCUUAUCAGCCAGUCUUCUCUACCUCAGCACAAACUUUACAGGCAGCACCACCGAUCACAGCAGUCCAUCAAGCUCAACUGGUCACAAUUCCCCCACUAUCUGUGCACACAAUUCCCACAGCUCCACAAGUACCCAUGCCCCCACCAAGUCUUCCACCAAUGCCGCAAACAGUUCCCAGUGCUCUGGCGCCCCCUGUGGCGACAGCAGUGCCCCAGAUGACCCAUGUGCCUGUGGUCCCAGUGUCUGUCGUUUCUCAGGCAGAACCAGUUCCGCCCACUCCUGUUCCUGGAUCCGCAGGCCGCACCGGAAUCUUACUGGAUUCAAUGCGGCGCGGAGGCAAACCCAAACCAAUGUUUACUGUGCCGGAAGUUAAAAAACAUUCACCUAAUCCUGAACUUCUCACCAUGGUGCAGAACCUUGACGAGAGAUCAACCAGACAAAGAUAUGGCCAAAGCUCUGAAGCAUACGCUGAAGAAAUACAAGACCAGAGUGCUGAUUCUGACCGGCACCCUCCUCCUGUAGCACCUAAGCCGAAGGUUAUCCACGAAACAACACCCAUCCUACAAGCAGAAGGUAAAGGGGCCCAGUUAUUUGCAAAAAGGCAAAGUAGAAUGGGUAUGUAUGUGGUCGAUACCCCACCUGAGACGCCCUAUCAACAAGAGGUGGCUUUUCACAGUUCAGCCCAAUCUGGUCAGCCCUUAAUGAACCCUGACCUCUCUUCUCAGUGGAAAUACACGCCAAAUGUCCGUGCCCCACCACCAAUUGGGUACAAUCCUCUUUUGGCACCUACGAUUCCUUCUGGUCCUCAGAGAGAUGCGAGAACUGAAAGUCAAGUCAGAGCAGCUCCUCACAGAGAUGGAAUCAAAGCUCUGGAUUUUAUGAGAAGACAACCAUACCAGCUCAACGCUGCCAUGUUCAACUACGGGGGCAGUGUUUCAAAUCUGUCAGCUUUACCUUCUUACCAGGCUCAGCGGCAGCAGCAGGGAGGUGACUAUGGAAUAGUGGGAAGUUCCUUAACGACCCCCAAACAAAUCCCAGUCAAAACCGCACGUGUUUAUGAGAUUAAAAGAUUCUCCACCCCCACCCCCAUGUCUGCUCCCAGUUUGACGCCAAAAGUGAUAGCCCCCCGCUCGGCCACUACACUUGGAGACCGCAUUACCCGUUCAGGUACCACCUCCCCUCCCGCUGUUGCCCCCUUCUCACACCCUCAAGCUCCCGUAAGCAGUGCCGCACCUCCAGCCGCAGCUCCCCUUCCACCAGCCGGUCUACCCAGGCUGCCAACGUUUUCAGCUCCAGGUGUCCCCAAUCCAGUGCCCCCCUCCGUCCCCACACCUUAUACCCCAGUGUCAUACUCCAGCGGGCUCCAGUCGGCCAAGCAGUUUCAGAGUGCACCCGAGCUGAGUAUCUUGGCCUCUCUGCCCCCUCUUAAAUCAACUACAGUUCAGGCACCAAAGCCCCGCUUCGUAGCUACUAAGGGCGGUGUUCAGCCUCGUGUUUGGAGGCCGGGUGCAAUGUGAACAGUUGAAAGAGAAAGUCUGCUGGUUUAUAUUUAAACGGUGAACGUGGUAACGAAUGCAGGGCUGUGCGAUUUGAAAUUUAAUCAAGAUCAAGUUCAGAUCAGAUACAUGAAAAUGAAAUCUGUAUUGUUUAUGUUCAGGUAAUAAACAGUGAAAGCCAUUUUUAUGUGUUUUCAGUAAGACAAUUUCUGAAAAAAAGGAUGUCACCUAGCCCUGAAAUAAACAAAAGAAAAACUAGCUUAGACUGUGGAAAAAAAUACAAAUUGUCAAAUAUAUUUAAUUUCCCGGAAAUGUCACAAAGCUUUUGCUGGGCUUUUUGUAUUUUUGUUAUAUAUGUUGUAUUUAUGUUCACUGCCACUAUUUGAUACAUGUUGAAUAAAUAGACGCCAUGCAUGAUCAGCUAAAAAUAAAAUUCAUAAUAAGAUAUUGUGAAAACGUUUAGUACGGUUGUAAUAAGAGGCAGCGCUCUCAAUAGACGGUGAGAAUUGCUUCCAUAGCACUACAGGGCACAUUCAAGCAGUGCACAGAUGGACCCAUAGACUGUAUUAAUAUAUAUAUAUACACAGUCUAUGUUUAUAUAUCCAGUCUAUGUUUAUCUAUACAGUCUAUGGACGGACUCUUGUCACUCGAUAUCACUGCCUACGUGUUCACCUUGUCCAGACCUUAGUUUAGUGCAAUAGCAUUGUUUCUAGUCUGUGUAAACGUGUUCACUCAGAACUUGAAUUAAACAAAUAACAAAGCUAAUCUGUGGUUGUAUUUGUCAUUUGGUUUGUAAGAAAAUAGGAAAUAGAAAGGGUUACCAACUUGUACAAGGAUGAAAACGGUUGAGAGAACAAGGAAGUGAAGUAAAAACGUGCCAGUAGAACUCACAUGGCUGUUUACUUUAAUGAGCUAAAAUGAACUAUAAUGCGGUUUUGUCUUACAUUAGGCAUUAUCGGGAACGUUUAGAAUGUGAAGGAAGCUGGAAUAUGUAUGUUUCAUGUUUUAAAGUGAUGCUGGAGUCUUUGUGGUAAAGUGAUUUCAAUAGGCCUAAGUGCAAUCUUUCAGUAACCGUGUGCAUUUCUUGUACUUGUGUCUUGAAGUGUAGAUGUAUAAUACAAAUAGAUAUAUAACUGAA
Messenger RNA from Periophthalmus magnuspinnatus, 5055 nucleotides. RefSeq names its product synaptopodin 2-like a (gene synpo2la). The transcript has 4 exons. Gene Ontology annotation, molecular function: actin binding. Gene Ontology annotation, biological process: positive regulation of actin filament bundle assembly. Bases 306 to 3938 code for a protein of 1210 amino acids. The record is from RefSeq and is a predicted model, not a curated record. Gene Ontology annotation, cellular component: nucleus; actin cytoskeleton; Z disc. Lineage: Eukaryota; Metazoa; Chordata; Actinopteri; Gobiiformes; Gobiidae.